Ostrinia furnacalis (Asian corn borer) is the source of this 1271-nucleotide messenger RNA. Its product is annotated as fibroin heavy chain-like. Lineage: Eukaryota; Metazoa; Arthropoda; Insecta; Lepidoptera; Crambidae. The record is from RefSeq and is a predicted model, not a curated record. Bases 1 to 1137 code for a protein of 378 amino acids. The transcript has 5 exons.
AUGCUGGCUUUACUUUUACUACUGGGUAUCUGUAUGGGAAGUAUUGAGAAUGCUGUUUUGGACCCGUCCCUGUACCUUCUGCCCAGCCCCCCUCUGAGCGGCAAGGUCCCAGCGUGGUCCCAACCAAGUAGAGUGACGAGAGAAGCUGCUACGCAUGAUCCAAUUAUAGAGUCAAAAACCACGACAACUGAGGAGUCGGAGUCAAUGGAAAGUGCUGAGACAUUUUGGUCUAGUAUGCGAACGUCGGGGUACGGUCUCGGUGGCAUCCACAUACCGCUGACGUUCAGCGUAUCUGGCACCUACGGCAGCGACGGCUACGGCUCCGGCGUAGUCGGUAGCGGCUACGGGUCAGGCGUAGUCGGUAGCGGCUACGGGUCAGGCGUAGUCGGUAGCGGCUACGGGUCCGGCGUAGUCGGCGGCUACGGCACCGGCUUGCUGGGCUACGGGGCCAGUGUAGCCGGCACAUACGCGAGCGUUUCUUCUGACGAGCCAGCCAAGUUCAGCAAUUACGGCAAGUCAGCAUUGGCGGGAAGCAGCUACGGAACUUACGGGUCCGGCUACCCAGGCGUGAGACUGUUCAGUGGAAACAGCAAGCCUGGCUGGAGCGGAUGGGGAAAUGGAAAGUGGGGGCAUUACGGGAAAGGGUUACUAGACCAAUCUGCCAGGUAUGUGGAUGCAUUAAGACACAUUUUUGUAGAGCGUCGUCACACAUCGACACAAGUUUGCGCCCUGCAGUCUGUAGGUACCCGUGUGUAUAAAUACUUGCAUUGUAUGGGCCACCACCAUCAGUACUCCGCAGAAAUUGGAACAAUGAAGACUAUCUUCUCUCUUGGUUUGCUGAUGUGCAUCGCGCUGGCGUACGCGUCGGCCCUCCCAGCGCCCGAAGGCGAUGCCACAGACCCUGCUGCUGUCCUGACCGCUCCUACUGAAAAUGAGGAACUCACUCCUGAGGAGUCCCGCUGGGGUUACGGGGGCUGGGGCAGAGGCUACGGCGGUUGGGGUAGAGGCUACGGAGGUUGGGGUAGAGGCUACGGAGGGGGUUGGGGGCACGGAGGGGGCUGGGGGCACGGUGGGGGGUGGGGACGAGGCUAUGGAGGGGGCUGGGGACACGGCGGCGGAUGGGGCUGGGGACGUUAAAUAUUAUAAUUAGCCUACCACAAAUUUCCUAUGUAAUUUUUAACUUUUAUGUCUAUGUAAUAUAAGAUUUAAAAAUUAUUUGCUGAUUUAUUUGUGGUACGGUGAGUGACGUCUACACCAAGUACCUUUUUGAG